Molecule: messenger RNA, 414 nt
Organism: Triticum turgidum subsp. durum (durum wheat)
Lineage: Eukaryota; Viridiplantae; Streptophyta; Magnoliopsida; Poales; Poaceae
Source: the annotation of a GenBank genome assembly
AUGGCGGACGCCAAGACCACCACGGCGGUCACCCUCCGCACCCGCAAGUUCAUGACCAACCGCCUGCUCGCCCGCAAGCAGUUCGUGCUCGAGGUCAUCCACCCCGGCCGCGCCAACGUCUCCAAGGCGGAGCUCAAGGAGAGGCUCGCCAAGGUGUACGAGGUCAAGGACCCCAACUGCAUCUUCGUGUUCAAGUUCCGCACCCACUUCGGAGGCGGCAAGUCCUCCGGGUUUGGUCUCAUCUACGACAACCUCGAGUCCGCCAAGAAGUUCGAGCCCAAGUACCGCCUCAUCAGGAACGGUCUUGCUACAAAGGUGGAGAAGUCACGAAAGCAGAUCAAGGAAAGGAAAAACAGGACCAAGAAGAUCCGUGGUGUGAAGAAGACCAAGGCCGGAGAUGCGAAGAAGAAGUAA